Molecule: messenger RNA, 5395 nt
Organism: Misgurnus anguillicaudatus (oriental weatherfish)
Lineage: Eukaryota; Metazoa; Chordata; Actinopteri; Cypriniformes; Cobitidae
Gene: xpr1a
Product: xenotropic and polytropic retrovirus receptor 1a
Biological process (GO): phosphate ion transport; cellular response to phosphate starvation
Cellular component (GO): cytoplasm; Golgi apparatus; plasma membrane
Molecular function (GO): inositol hexakisphosphate binding; phosphate transmembrane transporter activity
Source: RefSeq, a predicted model, not a curated record
CAGCUUCUUCACAACAGCACGACCGUUCGAGAGAGAAAGUCACUCCCAGAGACGCCCGGACCGGGGCAAUCACAGUGCUGUUAUUCAGCCACCUGUUUUGGGGGAAGGAAGUUACUUUCAGUCCCUUUAUGUUGCGCGUUUCACUUUAAACGGGAAUAUGUGGGAUCGGGCAGUCGUGGACUGUGACAGACCUGACAGGAUUUAGACACAGCGCUAAACUAAACGCACGCGGCGCCGUAACUUAGUGACAGAAAUAACAAAAGCUCAGAAGACGACGGUGCCCGACCGCAGGAUUUUAUUAUAGCCCGUUUGUGGAUAUUUGACAGCAUGAAGUUUGCGGAGCACCUGUCCGCCCAUAUUACUCCGGAAUGGAGGAAACAAUAUAUCCAAUAUGAGGCUUUCAAGGAGAUGUUAUAUGCCGCCCAGGACCAGGCUCCAUCCACAGAAGUUACGGAUGAAGAUACUGUUAAACGGUAUUAUGCCAAGUUUGAGGAGAAAUUCUUCCAGACGUGUGAAAAGGAACUUUCCAAAAUCAACACAUUUUAUUCAGAAAAACUGGCAGAGGCGCAGCGCCGAUUCGCUACUUUGCAAAACGAGCUGCAGACAUCUUUGGACGCCCAGCGGGAGAACAACGCUCCAGGACUACGCAGCCAACGCAAAACGGUGUUCCCUUUAUCCAUAAAGGAGCGCAACACACAUCGUAACAUUAAAGAUCUGCAGCUGGCCUUCAGCGAGUUCUACCUCAGCCUCAUCCUUCUGCAGAACUACCAGAAUCUGAACUUCACUGGAUUCCGGAAGAUCCUAAAAAAACAUGACAAGAUUCUGGAUACACCGCGUGGAGCUGAUUGGCGUGUGGCCCAUGUGGAGGUGGCUCCGUUUUACACCUGCAAGAAGAUCACACAGCUCAUCUCUGAGACCGAGGCUUUGGUGACCACAGAGCUGGAAGGUGGUGACCGUCAGAAGGCAAUGAAGAGGCUGAGGGUUCCACCUCUUGGAGCUGCUCAGCCUGCACCUGCCUGGACCACCUUCCGUGUUGGACUGUACUUUGGGGUCUUCAUCGUCCUGGCUGUUGCCUUCGUCCUUACCGGUGCUUUUUUCAUCCGUAAUCAGAACAUCUGGCCACUGGUUCGCAUCUACCGUGGCGGUUUCCUGCUGAUUCAAUUUCUCUUCCUGUUGGGAAUUAACACUUACGGCUGGAGGCAGGCGGGUGUCAAUCACGUGCUGAUCUUUGAGCUGAACCCUCGAAAUAACCUCUCACAUCAGCAUCUCUUUGAGAUCGCAGGGUUUUUAGGGGUGAUGUGGUGUCUCAGCAUACUCUCCUGUCUGUUUGCGGACUACACUUUAGUGCCUACGCAAGCAAACCCCCUCAUCCUAUACGGCUUUAUGGUGCUAUUCCUCAUUCUCCCCUUCAAAACCGCAUACUACAAAUCACGUUUCUGGCUCAUUAAACUGUUGUUUCGCGUCUUCACCGCCCCGUUCCACCGGGUUGAAUUCGCAGACUUCUGGCUGGCUGACCAACUCAACUCGCUGGUGAUCGUUCUCUCUGAUCUGGAGUACUUGGUCUGUUACUACAGCAUGGAGCUGCAGUGGGGAGAUCGUAGUGGCUUACUGCCCAUCAAAUAUGGCGAUGAAAAGUGUAACAGCUACUCUUAUGGAGUCCGCGCCAUCAUCUACUGUCUGCCCGCGUGGCUUCGGUUUGUGCAAUGUCUGCGACGUUACCGUGACACCAAGAGAGCCUUUCCUCACCUGGUGAAUGCUGGGAAAUACUCCACCACCUUCUUUGUGGUCACGUUUGCAGCCCUAUACAGAACUCACAAAGAUCAGAAACAUUCAGAUGCUGAAGUCUUUUUCUACCUGCUCAUCUUAUCUUCAGUCGUCAGUUCACUCUACACACUGAUCUGGGACCUGAAGAUGGAUUGGGGUCUUUUCGACCGCAACGCUGGAGAGAACACUUUCUUGAGAGAGGAGAUUGUUUACCCACAUAAAGCCUACUACUACUGUGCCAUAAUACAAGAUGUGAUCCUUCGCUUUGCAUGGACGCUGCAGCUCGCUCUGACCUCCAUGACCCCCAUUCCCUCCAUCGAGGACAUUGUCGUGACCAUUUUAGCUCCUCUAGAAGUGUUUAGACGUUUUGUGUGGAACUUCUUCCGUCUGGAGAACGAGCAUCUGAAUAACUGUGGUGAGUUCAGAGCCGUGCGGGACAUCUCAGUGGCUCCUCUGAACGCCGAUGACCAAACGCUGCUGGAGCAGAUGAUGGACCAGGAGGAUGGGGUUCGAAACCGACAGGGCAAGAAGAGCUGGAAACGUAGCUACAGUCUGACUUUACGACGACCCCUUCUGACGACUCAGUCUAAGAAGGACACCAAGGUGCUCAUUGAGGAUACUGAUGAUGAAGCCUUCAGCUGAAUCCAGACUCCGCCUCUCUCAAACGUCUCUCGGUUCCUCACACAGAGCUGCCUCGACACACCUGAUCCUAAACACACACAACCACUUUACAAGUCCAUGCAAAGACAGAUGUAAGCAGAUGUAAGCACAACAACAGCUGUGAGACAUAUCAGGACACGACAGUGACAUCACACACGUCAGGAUACACACACUUAAACUCGCACAGAAUAGCCAAGUGUGGAGUUUUCCUUUAAAAGUACUUUUUAUUACUUUUUUAUUUAGUUUCUCUAUAUUGAUACUUUUUUGUAUGUUUGUUUAGCUAUAUUACUGCAUACGACUGUUUACAAACUUAAUACAAUAACUACUGUAGGAUCUACAGGGAGGAGAGAAAUUUUAUUGUAAAGAGUUACAUAGGAGUUACAAUAUCGUGCACUUCACACACUAAGACCGCAGCUCGGUUAGAAAUAACAACAGCUCAAUGGGUUUUUAAUUCAUUUCCAACUAUUUGUUUUUGUUUGUACUAAGUUAAGUACAGCCCUGGUGGCACUUUGUGGAAAUGCUCAACAUUUCCAAACCAUAACAAAAGUUUAUUUAAAUCAUAUUUAAUAUGCAAACAUAUUUUAUUUUAUUUUUUAUGUUUUGAUAUCAAACCAUAUUUGGUUUUGUGUUUAAGAAAAAGGAAAGUAUUUUUUAUUAUUUUCCUUUAGGGAGUGAUGGUUAUAUUCAGCUAUCCUCUCAGGAUGUACGUACAGACUCGACCUUCUUUCUUGCAACUUACACUUGAAAACUUAUCAUUGCUGGAUGACUUCAGACGCCACAUUAUGGUAACAGAAAUGUCGCCCUGUGAAAACAAAAAGAAAAGAUUUAAACAUAAUUGCCACCCAUUUAAAAUGUUAAUAACUGCUGUUAUAAAGGUGCGGGGAUGGCUGCCCUAAAAUGCAUUUUUAUUGAACUAAUGUGUUUGCUACAUGGUUUUCGUAUUGCUUAUACAUUCUGCCAUAACCACUGCAGGCCAAAGACAAAAUGCAAACACUGCCAAACAAUAUUAUAAAUCUUAUAGCUGUGAUAUAAAUAUUUGUUAUACCAUAUGGGAUUUUUAAAAACAACGUAUUUUAUGCAGUAGUUCCUGUGUGGUGAGGAGUCUUUGUGAAGUCAACACUUUUAAGGCUGCAGUUUGGUUAUUUGUUAAAUGCUUUUUGCAUGGCAGUAUGUUUAUAAUCAUAUAAACAUUUUGAUGCAAAAAAACCUUGUCAUCCGUACACUAUAUAACCUAAAAUCUAUUUUUGAACUACAAACCGCAUUUUAAGAAGAGGAGAGAUAGUACAACCUUCUUUCAUUAUAAUUCAUAUCUUAUAACUUUUUUGCAAUGUUUCAGUAAAAGGAGAUGGAUACUGGAGUUGCAAUGACUUGGUCUUAUAUUGUGAUCGUCAUCCAAAAAAAAAGAAGUGCCGGGGCUGCUUAUGUUUGUUACAGUAUGUGCACUUUGUAUACUUUUAUAAUGGUUUAAAUCAAUGCCUUUUUCGAUUGCAUGCAUUCAUGUAUUUUGCAAGCACAAUCUUUCGGUUGUAAUUGUAGAAAUGAAAAUGGAUUUGUCUUUUUUUAAUUUUCUCUUUAAAAUAAGUAUUUUGUUGAUGCUUAACAAUUAUGUGCAUGAGAGUAACCCAUUUAAGUUUACUAUAGGUACUGUAUUUAAAAUCAUUUCAAGCCAUUUUUGCACUGAUUUUAUAACACAAACCAUGAAAUCUGAAGAUAUUUAAAAAGAAGUAAUGAAACAAACUAUUGUACAUCAUUAUCCGUGUUUUACCAGAUUUGUGAUUGCAAAAGAAGAUAGACGGCUAUCCUUAUUCUGAAAUGUGGUGUUACUGUGUUGUAUAGGUCCUAUUAAUAUGAAUGAAAAAUGACAUAAAUGUUUGGAACACUGCGUUCUCCUUUGCUCUGUGUUCAGUUCACAACUUUUUGAACUGUAUGAAUCUUUUAUCAAGCAGCACACACAAAAAUAAAGAUACUGUACAAUAAUAUCAGCUUAUAUGGAUGCUGAGCACAAAUUUGCCCCAUCCACUCCUGUUGUAAUGCAUUGCCAAUUGUCUUGCCUGCAUGCUGCUUUUGUUUUGCACUGUAAAUAAUGUUUGAUUUGACUUUUUUUUUAACAUUUUACUUGUGUAAAGGAAUGUUGGUUAAUUUAUUGUAUUAUUUAUGUACAAGCUAGAGUUUUUUAUUUUAUUUAAAUGAGCAGUAUUAUGGUAGAUGAAGGGCAUUUUUGAUUAGUCACAAUCCUGCACUGUCUUGAUGAAUACUGUAUGUGAAUUACGUCAGAACUUAGUGUAACUUAAAGAUGCAUUAGUGAAUAUGAAAUGUGAUCGGUUUUAUCUAAGUGUAUAUUUCUACUCAUAGCACUUUCAUCCCUAGGGUUUGUGCCCAUCUGACAGGACUUGUUGGGUGACGGUGGUUUUAGGUGUAUUUUGUGUACUCUGAUAUAAGAUGGGGAGGGGAGAGGAUGGCGACAUGUUGGCAUUCUCAGCUAUGGGUCCUUUAAUAAGAUUAACCCUGUAAACGUAGGGGUUUUAUUUUGUACAUGCAUUACAUGCUUUUUUACUUUUUUGAACUGGAAUAAUAGACAAGCCCUUACAUCAUUCUUCAUGGAAGAAAAAAGCUAUAUGUUGAUUUGAUUGCUUGCUAAACCCAUGAUGUUAAGUGCUUGAUAUUUCUGCAUCUUUUCUAUCUCCUAUCUCGAUGUUGUAUUUCUUCUUAAACACACGACUGUGACAUUGUUUGUAGUUUGUAGAUGGUUGUAAUUUUAAGUAAAUUAAGACUUAUGGAGAUAAUAGAAAAACUUGUGAUUCUGUGAUUAAGUGGAGACAUAAAAUGAAAGAAAAUGUCUAAGAGUAGUUUGUAAAUGUUAAGUGUAUUCUUAUGAUGGUUCCACUGAUGAUCUCAUUUGUGUUUCUGCAUACACUUUGGUGAUCCUGUCAUAUUUGGGUUUUAUAAACCACGCUUAUUUUUAAAACCUUCA